This is a messenger RNA of Astrephomene gubernaculifera, 4475 nucleotides long. The record is from the annotation of a GenBank genome assembly. Lineage: Eukaryota; Viridiplantae; Chlorophyta; Chlorophyceae; Chlamydomonadales; Astrephomenaceae.
UGGAUCGCUUACAUCAUGUUUUUAAUCUGUAAGCCCCGUUUUGCGCUCAACAGAACACCUGAUCGCACUCGGUUGAACUACCACACCACCCUUUUGUCGGACAGUCGGAAUGCAACAUAAGAAGCUCCGAUCUACGUUCUUGCUAGUCCUGUGCAGCGCAUAACUAUUUAAGCAGCAAAACGCCGCUCGCCAGCGUCACUACCAGUAGCGACAAAGCGAUGGCCAGCAGGGCGAAUACGCCAAGCGAGAAGGCGGACGCGUGUUACAAGCAGCAUUCAGUGCCACACACGCAAACCUCGUCAUGGCGGUAUCCUGUCAACCCGAGCUGGCUUGCACGCCUGUUCUUCAUCGAUGUUGAUGGUCUCCUCCGUCUGGGCUACUCCACGAAGCUGGAGCCAGAGCAUAUGUCGGAAGAUCCAGCCGUCAAAACGGCGAAGCUUGUAGAGGUCCUGGAACACGCCUGGGAGGAUCAGCUGAAGGAGGCCAAACCGGACCUGAAGCGGGCGUUAAUCCGCGGCAAUGUCGGCUACCUCGCUGUUACUGGCGUUCUGUACGCCGUUGCCCAGGCCUGCUCUCUUGCCGGGCCAUUGCUUCUUCGACGCAUUGUUCUGGGACUUCAAUGCCUGGCAUCUCAGCAAAAAGACUCGGUGACUACUGAUGGCUGCGAACCGAGCAGCCACCUCUACUAUUAUGUCUUCGGCCUUAUUUUGGCCCCAGCCAUUCAGUCUCUUUGCGAGAACCAGCAAAACUACCUGCUGUACCUCACUGGUACUCGCAUGCGCAACGCGCUAAUGGCUGCCAUCUACCGCAAGUGCUUGCGGCUCAGCAACAAAGCGCUGCAGGCGGAGAGUGUGGGCAAGGUAGUAACCCUGAUGAGCAACGACGCGCAAAAGCUGCAGGACGCGCACUUUGCCAUCCACGCCGUGUGGGGCAGCCCGCUCUACAUCAUUGCGGUGCUGGUGCUGCUGUGGUUCGAAGUCGGCUGGGCGACCUUCGUAGGGCUUGGGGUGAUGCUGCUGAUGGUGCCGCUGGGAGGCCUCAUCGCUUCCAAGCUUGGUGGACAGCGGCGGCAGCUGAUGCAGUGGACUGACAAGCGUGUCAGCCGCAUGAACGAACUGAUCAGCGGCAUGCAGAUGAUCAAAUUUUACGCAUGGGAGGAGUCCUUCCGAGCCGCUGUUGCGGAGUGCCGCGGUCAGGAGGCCAAGAUCCUGCGUCGUGCGGCCGUCCUGCAGGGCAUCUUCUACCUCCUGCUCUUCUACGGCCCGGUAGCAGUGGCGCUGUUUACGUUCGGGGCCUUUGCGCUAGCUGGCCAGCCGCUCAGCCCCGCAAAAGCCUACACCGCACUGUCCCUCUUCUCGCUGCUGCGGUUUCCGCUGUCCUUCCUGCCAAUGGUGGUAAACAUGCUGGUAAAUGCCCUCAUCGCCACGCGGCGCAUCGGGGCUUUCCUGCAGCGUGAUGAAGCGGCACUGCACCCGUGGGACCCUGUCAAGACUCCCGCUGGCUACGUCUGCAUUCACGACGGGACCUUCUCCUGGGACACCGACACCGCCAAUACCAGCAGCAGCAGCAGCACCACCACCACGACCACCACCGCCGCCGCCGAUAACAGCAACAGCGGCAGCUGCGCCGCCGAACAGCAGCCCACCCUGGAGUCCAUUCAGCUGGGUCCGGUGACCCGUGGGUCGCUGACGAUGAUCGUGGGCGGCGUGGGCUCCGGCAAGAGCUCGCUGCUGGCAGCGCUGAUAGGACAGAUUGAGAAGCUCAGUGGCGAGGUGGAGGUGUGCGGGCGCAUCGCUUAUGUGGCGCAGUCCGCUUGGAUUAUCAAUGAUACCCUCCAGGAAAACGUGCUGAUGGGCGCUCCGCUGGACCCCGCCCGCUACCGUGCAGCUCUGGAUGCCUCCCAGCUGGGCCCCGACCUGGCGCUGCUGCCCGCGGGGGACCUCACGGAGAUUGGCGACCGCGGAGUGACACUCAGCGGGGGACAGAAGCAGCGGGUAUCCAUUGCCCGGGCCAUCUACGCCGACGCCGAUGUGUACCUGCUGGACGACCCCCUCAGCGCACUGGACAGCCACGUGGGCCGCGCGCUGUUCGAGCGGGUCAUUCGUGGCAUGCUGAGGGACCGUACGGUGCUGCUGGUCACCAACGCGCUGCAGUACCUGCCGUAUGCGGACUGCAUCAUGUGGCUGGAGGGCGGGCGGGUGCGCGCGGCGGGCAGCUACACGCAGCUGCUGGAAGCAGGUCUCAACAUCGCGGACAUCUGCCAGGACGAGGAGGUCGCUCUGCUGCAACAACAGCAGCAGCAGCAGCCACAGCAGCAGCAGCAUGACGUCCAAGGGGGAAAGAACCUACCGCAGCACGAGCAGCCGCAGCAGCAGCUGCCGCGGCGGGAGAGCCUUCUGUGCGUGGAAGCGGCAGGGAUCACCCUGGAAGACUUGGAUGACGCCACGGACAGUGGAACAGAGCAGCAGGACCGGGGAAGCGGCAACACCUUCACGGCGCAAGGCACGCUCACCGAUGGUAGCGGAAGUUCGGUCAGCAAGGAGUAUUCGCCGGCCCUUUCGUCCGUGUUGGGCCCAUACAAGCAGCCGGCCGUGCUUCGAGGCGGCGGCGGCGGCGGCGGCGGCGGCGGCGGUGGUGGAGGUUGCCGUCCUUGCAGUGAGGGUGGUGGUGCCAAAACUGCUGCGUAUAAGGACGACACUGUUGAGAUCAUCAGUGAUGACAGCAGCAAGGUAGUGAUCCUGCUGGACGGGGAUGGCGAUGGCGGUGGGAAAGGCGGUGGGCGGGCCGCCGCUAUCACGCUGGCGCGUGAUGCACCGCCCGGAGCGCACCGCAACUUGACGGGGGUGGAGGCUCGCGAGUCGGGAGGCAUCAGCGGACGAGUGGUCGGCACGUACUUCAAGGCUGGCGGUGGCUGGCCGUACUUCGCUCCGGUGCUGCUGCUGUUUGGCCUGGAGCAGGCCGCUCGCGUGCUCGCCGACACCUGGGUGGGUAAGUGGUUCGGAGACAAGUACGAGAAGCCCACCGGCUUCUAUCUGGGCAUCUACUUCAUGCUGGGCCUGAGCUACGGCCUGCUGACGCUGGCACGCGGCACUGCGGUGCUGUUCUUCUGCGUGCGGGCCGGGCUCGCCGUACACAACGCGCUGUUGGACCGUGUGCUUGCGCUGCCCAAGUCAUUCUUCGAUACCAACCCAGCGGGUCGCAUCCUCAACCGCUUCUCCCGCGACACGGACAUCAUGGACUCCACGCUGCCCUCCUCGCUGGCGCAGUGCGGCAGCAGCGCCGCCACCUUCCUGGCCAUCCUUGCCGUCAUCACUGCCACCACCCACUGGUUCGGAGUGGCGCUGGCACCGCUGGCCCUUGCGUACGUCACCAUCCAGCGAUACUACAUCCCAACCGCCCGGGAGUUGCAGCGUAUCGAGGCCAUCUCGCGCUCCCCCAUCUUCUCCCGUUUCGCCGAGACGCUGGCGGGUGUGGCCACGCUGCGUGCCUACCGCUUGGAGCCGUACUUCACGGCAGCUAGCGACGCGCUGAUGGAGCGUAAUGCGCACGCAUUUAUUACUCAAAAGCUGGCUGCGGCCUGGCUGGCGUGCAGGCUGGAUGCGCUGGGGUUGGUGGUGCUGGCGUUGUGCGGUUCCCUGUGCAUCCAGGGCCGCAUCGACCCCUCCCUGGCCGGUCUAGCGCUGGUGUACGCGCUAGACCUCACUCGCUUCCUGAAGCACGGAACCUACAUGGCAGCCAAGUGUGAGGCGGACUUCAAUUCCGUGGAGCGGAUUGUGCAGUACCUCACUCCCGAGACCGAGGCUCGCCCGGACACACCUGCCGAGGUGCUUGCCGCCCUGCCGCCCGACUGGCCCUCCGCGGGCGCGAUCAGCGUGGAGGCUCUGAGUGUGCGCUACCGACCUGAAACCCCGCUCGUGCUGCAGGAGGUCAGCUUCGUGGUGGAGGCGGGGGAGAAGGUGGGUAUUGUCGGGCGCACUGGCAGCGGCAAGAGCAGCCUGCUGCUGGCGCUGUUCCGGCUGGUGGAGGCGGAGGCGGGGGUCAUCAGGAUUGACGGGGUGGACAUCGCCCGACUGGGGCUGCGGCACCUGAGGUCCAAGAUGAGCAUCAUUCCGCAGGACCCCUUCAUGUUCAGCGGAACUGUACGGCACAACCUGGAUCCCUUUUCACAAGCCACGGAUGAGGAGCUGUGGCAGGCUCUAGAUGCGGUUGGACUCCGUGACACCGUAUCCUCACUAGAGGGCAAGCUGGGGGCUUCUGUGGCCGACGGCGGCGCCAACUUCUCCUUGGGUCAGCGCCAGCUCGUGUGCCUGGCGCGAGCCAUGCUGAGGAAGUCCCGCAUCCUCAUGCUCGACGAGGCCACGGCCAGUGUAGACCCCGACACGGACGCGCACAUCCAGGGAGCGCUGCGGCGGCACUACUACGGAGGCGGAGGAGGGAGCGGGAGCGGGGGCGUCACCUGCCUGGCCAUAGCGCAC